CAUUCUUUAUUGAACACAUUUUCAUACACAAGACGUAUAGACGUUUCGGAAACGCAACAGAGUGUGACGAAAGUGAACUACGACUGACGCCGUGUGGUCGAGCGCUUUAUGGAGACAAAAACGCCCGUUUUGUUGAAUAUAGUUCCUCCUUGUGGGCACGUUAUCGCCAGUGAGAAAUGGAGAGGCACGCCGCUCAUACAAAGUUUAAGGGGUGCAGGCGUUAAAAUCGCUUUUGAUGAGGGGCUGGACGUGGUGGACUUCAAUUUGCCCAACAAACGCUGCAUCCUAUACGUGUCCGAAUGUGAUAUCGUAGGAGGAAACAGCUAUAAAAGGAAACUCGUCCGCUACAGAAAUGCCAACAGCAGUUUCCAGGAGAUGGUGCUUGUGGAGAGAACCAGGCUCAGUGAGCAGUACUUUGCAGCCAUGCAGACGUUUGUGGUAUUUGAUCUCGGGUUGACCCUGCUGCCUGUGGCCGGCCAAACUGAGGCCUCUCAUCUCAUCACACAAACUGUGCAUGGGGACAGCAGACAGAACCCGUUCAGGAAGAGGAGUGUCUGUCGGCUGUAUGACCCGCUGGUCCUGGCCAUGGUGCAGCAGAUUCCUGGAGUGGGGAAGGUCAAAGCCACAGCUCUGCUUCAACACUUCUCCAGCAUCCACCAGCUGUGCAAUGCUGGUACCCAGGAGCUGGAACCCAUUGUAGGUGUUGCCACAGCCCAACAUAUCCACCGUUUCUUCCACAGCCCCAUGAGCUGAGACUGUCUGGGUAUUCUGCUAACCAGAGAGGCUGGACUCUCGCAAAGAACAAGGAAAGCGAAUGUAGUAUAUGCAUUUAAGAGAAUUUGAGCAAAAAGGAUUAAAUGUGUACAGAAUGUUUUUAUGUAUGCAUGUUGAAUUAAUACUGCAAUAUGCAGAAACUCAGUUGUUUAAAACAGGUGUAAAUAUUGCAAGUUCAGCACAUUUUUGUUAAUAUUUUGUAAUAAAAAAUGUACCUUUGGCAAAUUGA
Messenger RNA from Lampris incognitus (smalleye Pacific opah), 1003 nucleotides. It is a transcript of the gene faap24, whose product is annotated as FA core complex associated protein 24. NCBI's taxonomy places the organism in Eukaryota, Metazoa, Chordata, Actinopteri, Lampriformes, Lampridae. The transcript is spliced from 4 exons. Gene Ontology annotation, biological process: interstrand cross-link repair. Gene Ontology annotation, cellular component: Fanconi anaemia nuclear complex. The coding region runs from base 109 to 753 and encodes 214 amino acids. Gene Ontology annotation, molecular function: chromatin binding. The record is from RefSeq and is a predicted model, not a curated record.